Messenger RNA from Metschnikowia bicuspidata var. bicuspidata NRRL YB-4993, 1494 nucleotides. RefSeq lists its product as uncharacterized. The transcript has a single exon. Lineage: Eukaryota; Fungi; Ascomycota; Pichiomycetes; Serinales; Metschnikowiaceae. The record is from RefSeq and is a predicted model, not a curated record. The coding region runs from base 1 to 1494 and encodes 497 amino acids.
AUGGAGAAUGGUCUCUUAAAUUGGGUGCUUCUUGCCCUUCUUGUGACGGCUCUCCUAUAUAGACAAUUUUUGGUGUUUACACGUGACGUGCCUGACGAAUAUCUCAAUGAGCAGAGUGUCAUAGAAUCUAUCCGAAAGCCCAAUGAGCUGGCGGUUCACAAGUCCACGAAACUCGACUAUUCUCAGGGACUCCGCGUAGGUCUAGGCAUUCGCUAUUCCAGCUACAAAUUGCGGAAUGGCAAUUUAUAUGAUAUCUGGGAACUCGCCAUGGGGCACGCCAAGAAAGAUCCCACGAAGUCGGUUUUUUUCGACCAGAAGCCGGUUCAAAUUGCACGGUUGAAUAGUCUGGCGUCUCAGGUCAGAAAACUAUUGUCUGAAUUGGCAUCGGAGGAAGACAUAGACGAAGUUUGUAUACACAAGAAUCUCGUGUUCUCAGAUCCAGAAGCGUUUACUGUACUUUUGGCAUGUUUUACUUCUCAAACAACAGUCCACAUAUACGAUGAAAGCUGCUUAGAUGACCAGAACGGGAAUACUUUGGAUGUCCAAAGAGAAGAGGGUGAUCUUGUUAUAUACCGGGGCUCAAGACUAGUUCUGAAUAUGACACGAACCAUCGACACAGACAUUACUAACAUGUCCUUUGUUAAUGAGUACAGCUCCGAAAAAGAUCGUGGUAUCGCCUUGAAGGUGUCUUGCAGAGCCAAUCACAUGGCCAUGACUAGCACGAACUUUGUUCAGACAAACUUGGUAUCUGCAGUGGCAAGUUGCAUUAAACACUUCCCGCCCCAGCACCACAUAUCAUCCGAUGAUCGUAUGGCAGUAUUGAACAACACAGCUUCAAUGGAGGGCCUUGUGAAUGGCUUGGUGAAAGUGCUAGUGUCUUUUGUUACAGGGGCAGAGCUUCAUCUCGCUUCUAGUCUCGACACAUGUGUUGCCCUGAAACCCACAAUUAUUCUGGCACCCACUGACGUGGUGAGCACCAUGUAUAAGAAACCUGCGGGUCUUGACCGGCUUUUGAAACCCCACAGGCUUUAUUCCUUGGCGUGCAAUAGAUUCAGUGGUCUUAUACAGAACAAGCCGCAUCCUGACUUGCGAUUGGUGAUCGCCCAUCGCUCAAUUGGCUCCACUUCAGUAUCGCCUGACUGGAGACAAAUAAGUGCGUCCCUCGCUGCGCAUGUUGUUGAAGAGUCCGGGUAUUUCCAUGCAGCUGGCCCUAUAUUAGUGAGUGACUUCUUCGACUUCCGUUCGUUUUCUCGAGAGCUUUCAGCCCAGACACGCACACACGGAGCCGUGGCUCAGUCCAAUGAAUUGAAGCUCGUGAAUUUUGACGGGGUUUCUGGAAAAAUUGCCGCUCGCGGAUACAAUUUCGGCAAGGCAAAAACAGUCAUGGAUAAGGUGGGAGAGACCAUAGUCACUCCCGACGAGGAUGGAUUUUACCAACUCCCAGUCCAGGGGCGCUGGGGCCUGGAUGGAUGCAUGUAUGUGAUGAGGGUUUAG